GGAAGGGGCGCUACCCGUUGCUGCUGCCGACUGCCGGAGUGCAGCGCGGUAAUUGUGACGGAAGUGCGGCGGGUGUGAGAGGUCGAACGGGUGGGCCUGAGACUGAGCUAUGCCGUCGUGGGCGAUGAGCGGCUCCGCUUUCGGGUGCUUCUCUCUCAGGGCGCUGCUGUGGGCCGCCAGGAAACGCCCCGCGGUCCGCCGGCUCUUGUCUCCGUCUAUUCACCGCCGCGGAUUCAGUUCCCAGAGUCGUACGCUGGCCUACGCUAAGGACUUGUUUCUGGGCAAAAUUAACCAGCAUGAAGUUUUUCCUUAUCCAGAGAUCAGCAAAGAAGAGUUGGAGGAGAUCGGUCAACUUGUUGUGCCUGUGGAAAAGUUUUUCAAUGAGGAUGUUGAUUCAAAGAAUAUUGAUUUGGAUGCAAAAAUUCCAUCUGAAACCAUGAAAGGGCUCAAAGAGCUGGGCCUUUUUGGACAACAGAUUCCUGAAGAGUACGGCGGCCUUGGCCUAUCAAAUACGAUGUAUGCGCGACUCGGGGAAAUUACUUCCUUGGAUGGGUCCAUUGCCGUUACUCUGGCAGCUCAUCAAGCAAUUGGACUGAAGGGAAUCUUGAUUGUUGGUAAUGAUGAGCAAAAAGCCAAGUACCUGCCCAAUCUCGCAACAGGAGAGCACGUUGCAGCUUUUUGUCUCACAGAACCUGGAAGUGGGAGUGAUGCAGCAUCAAUUCAAACCAGGGCAACACUCAGUGACGAUGGACAGCACUACUUUCUCAAUGGAUCAAAGAUCUGGAUAUCAAACGGUGGAAUUGCAGAUAUUUUUACAGUGUUUGCACGAACAGAAGUAGUUGACAAAGAUGGUGCAACCAAAGAUAAGAUCACAGCUUUUGUGGUGGAGAGAAAAUUUGGUGGUAUUACCAGUGGGAAGCCAGAAGACAAACUAGGAAUCCGUGGAUCCAAUACUUGUGAAGUUCAUUUUGAGAAUACCAAAGUGCCAGUAGAAAAUGUCCUGGGAGAAGUUGGUGGCGGGUUUAAGGUGGCCAUGAAGAUCUUGAAUAGUGGGCGAUUUAGCAUGGGGAGUGCAUCUGCAGGAAUGAUAAAGAAGCUUAUUGAGAUGACAGCAGAGUAUGCUUGUACCCGCAAACAAUUUGAUAGGAAGCUGAGUGAGUUUGGAUUGAUCCAGGAGAAAUUUGCUCUGAUGGCUUUGCAAGCAUAUGUAAUGGAAAGCAUGGCUUACUUGACUGCAGGAAUGAUGGACCGUCCUGGAGAGCCAGACUGUUCUCUAGAAGCAGCUAUGGUUAAGAUUUUUAGUUCAGAGGGAGCAUGGACAUGCAUAAGUGAAGCACUGCAGAUUCUAGGGGGCCUUGGCUACAUGAAAGAUUAUCCUUAUGAAAGAUUCCUCAGAGAUAGCAGAAUUCUUCUGAUUUUUGAGGGCACUAAUGAAAUUCUAAGGAUGUUUGUGGGAUUGACUGGACUACAGCAUGCAGGGAAAAUACUUACUGGAAAAAUAAAAGAGAUGAAGAAAGGAAAUAUCGGAGUUGCGUUGGAGAUUUUAGGAAAAAAAUUGGGAGGUUCUUUGACCACAAAAGUGGAUUUUGGCCUCACAGGCAAAAAUGGUGUCGUGCAUCCCAGUUUAGAGGCGAGUGCCAAAAAGUUGGAGGAGAAUGUAUACGUCUUAGGCACCACGGUGGAAAAUCUGUUGUACAGAUAUGGCAAGACUAUAGUGGAAGAGCAACUGGUGGUAAAGAAAGUAGCCGAUGUUCUUAUUAACCUUUAUGCUAUGACAGCAGUUAUCUCGAGAGCUAGUCGCUCAAUCAGCAUUGGCCUCCGUAAUCAUGAUCAUGAGAUUUUACUUGCCAACACCUUUUGCUCUGAGGCCCAUUUCCAGAAUAACUAUCAAAUGGCAAAACUACAGAAAAAUUCUCCUGAAAAUCUUGAUGACAGCAUUAAGAAAAUAGCACAGCAAGUGCUGGACAAGCGAGCAUAUAUUUGCUCACACCCACUUGAUCGAACUUUCUAAGAAAUAUUUGAUCAUGGUUAUGGUCAAGUUGCAAAUAAACUUGGAUGUAACUACCUGACAAUAAAACAUCUGCGAUUAAAAGUAUGAUUUACUGAAUAAUUAAAACUGUAUUAAUUCUGUACACAAUUUUAAUUGUACAAUAUAAUUCAAAAGUUUUGUUCAGUAACAGAUUAAAGCAAUGUAUUUAUGAUAGAGAUGACCAAGCCACUUAAAUAUGUUCUACAUUGGUUUGAACAAAAAUUACAAAUAUUGUCAGGUGGUGAAUCAGGUAACUGGGUAUAUGUUAUCAUAUUAUCUUAGAAUGAUUAUAUUGCUAUAUUGUUGUCUUGAGAAUGAUGAGUCUUUAGCAUAUCCUUAGUAGGCUUUCAGACAUUGACGAUGUGACUACUUCAGUACAUGCUGAGGAAAAAUGCACAAAAAUAGCUUUAAUUUGAGAUCAAAACUAACCUAUGAUAUUGUUUUCAUUAUAGGCUUCAGAAUGAUUAAAGUCCUGGGAUUGGAGAGGUAGCUAUUUGUACAAUGACAUCAUGAACUUUAAUAUAGUACACUGAAGCAAUUCUUAAAAAUACAGAACAUUUGUGAGAGAAUAUUGUCACUGUUAGUUUGUUGCACAUUUAUGGCAGAUUCUGGUUAGCUUCAGGGAAUUUUUAAUGAUUAUUCAACUAAGUGCCUAGAUGUGUCCCAUCAGAAUUUAUUCAGUCCCAAAUCAGAACAGAUGAAUAUUCUUCCAUAGAAGGUACCUGUGUGCAGAUAGUUGUCCAGAACCUCUCACAAUUAAGAGUGCAAUGUAGCCAGUUGAGCCAAAGUUAUAAGCGGCCAUUAGAGAAAUUGGAUUAGUUCACAUUUAUUAAGUGGUUUCAUGGUUGAAUCAAUAAUUCAUUUGUUAUCUAAUCAAUUCUGCUAAAGUACCAAUAAUCUAGAUAAAGAAAAUGAUUAAGAAAAUCAUGUCCGAGGGCAGCAAUUUACUUGUUCUAUGCUGUAGCAAGGAGUUGUAUUAGAUGCAUUUUCUAUUUAUGCUUAUCACUUAAACCUGAUGCAUCUGCUUAACCUAUCAAUCUGGCGAUUUCUAUAUCAAGAAUGCCAACAAUUAUAUGUGACUAGCUUUAAAAUCAGAUUAACUUUGAGUAAGAUGAGGCCCUCUUGGUAGCAUGUUUUAGUAUGAUACAGUAUACCCGGUGCUGUUUUAUAUGAUGGUUAUUAAUGUCUUCUCUUGGUUUCUCCAAUUUAUUGGAGACAUUUUAAUUUCUGUCUCAGGCAUUUUGGAAUUUUAAUCAAAAACAUUUGAUGCCAGCUGAAAGUGGAGAAGUUGAGGGUAAAAUGGGUGGACUGACUGGGAGUGACACUGAACUCUGCAUACAAAGGUUGUAAAAGUGAGAUUGUUUUCAUUAUUGGAUAGAAUAUAGAGCAGAGGGGUUUUAGAUAGGCUGUAGUUAGAGGAGUAUGGAAGCCCUAUUAUGAAAUUCAAUGGCAAAAAAAAAUGGAGUAGGUGGUCAAAGCGCACAUGAAAGCAAACAAUGUUAUGGGAACGGCAACACUUUCCUUGGGUGAGAUAUUUAUCUCAAAGAGGCAGUUUCUGACUGUGAACAAAUUAAUACUGUUAACUGAACAGUGAGGAGAAUCUUUUGGUGGAAAGAAAGAUGUAAAGACAUAUCCAUUGUAGCUCUAGUUAUGUUUAUGCAAUUGACUUAAUGCAUUGACUUUUUGAGAUUAAUAAGGUCUCCACAGAUAAUGAUUUACUAUUUCAGAAGGCUUCUCAAUCUCCAAGAGCAACUUGGCAAAGUUCAAAACAAGAUUCAUGGUUAAAUCCUACAAAUAAAUAGAAGUUGGUUGAAGAGCAGAAAACAGUAAUUAGUUUUAUACUGGGAAUAAUUGUGUAUCUUUGGGACUGGAAAAGCAGAAUAAUGGCUAAUGGAAAGCCAAUAUGAUACUCAUCAAAAAUAAGCAUGGAUAUAGGAUGAUUGAAUCAUCCUACUAAACUGACUUUGGGCUGAGUUUAUCCUCGGUAGCCAAGAAAGAAACAGUCACGCAUCUAUGCAUCAGGACAAAACAACUGAGCAGUAUGGUGGCCCAGGUUUCAGGAACUGAUCAGAUUGAAAGAGGUAUAAAAUACUAAGCACUGACAAAUUUUGUUCUGGCUGACUUUUUCUCAAUUAAAUAUACACAAGUUCUAUAAAAUAAAUAAAAACAAUGAAUGAAAUAAAAUCAGGGUACAGCAAUAAAGUUUGGAAUUAUUUUUAAAUAGGAAUACAAUAUCUUAAGUGACAGUUUGAGAUUGGAACACAACAGAUGAGACCAGGCAAGGAUACUGGGAGAUCUCCACCCUUCAAGAAUUACUAUUAAACAUUGUACUUGCAUCUAGACUUCUGGUUUAUCAUAUUCUGAACAAUGUACCUCGAAUAACACAUGCAUUGAAGUAACAAACUACUUCAAGAGAAGAGCUAUAUUCUGCAAUUUGAUUAGUCUGGAUUGAUGUAACAAAAAUUCGAAACAAAUACAGCCUUCAGCUGGUUGAGAAAAUUUAAUUAGAAUUGUAAAAUAUUUACUAGAGGUCAAUUUUGGGAAUUCACUUGAUUGUAGUUAUUGCACCACUCGAAUACCAAUGACUGCAUUCUUUAAUUUCAAAGAUAACUAGUAUUAAAUUAUGGAAAAACAAGUUCAAUGUAUGUAUUCACUUUUGAAUAA
This is a messenger RNA of Mobula hypostoma (lesser devil ray), 4693 nucleotides long. It is a transcript of the gene acad9, whose product is annotated as acyl-CoA dehydrogenase family, member 9. Lineage: Eukaryota; Metazoa; Chordata; Chondrichthyes; Myliobatiformes; Myliobatidae. The transcript is spliced from 18 exons. The coding region runs from base 110 to 2011 and encodes 633 amino acids. The record is from RefSeq and is a predicted model, not a curated record. Gene Ontology annotation, molecular function: acyl-CoA dehydrogenase activity; flavin adenine dinucleotide binding.